Molecule: messenger RNA, 841 nt
Organism: Sinocyclocheilus anshuiensis
Lineage: Eukaryota; Metazoa; Chordata; Actinopteri; Cypriniformes; Cyprinidae
Exons: 7
Coding region: 173-772 (199 amino acids)
Source: RefSeq, a predicted model, not a curated record
UCAACGUCAUUCGAAAGCGGUUUCAUGUGUGUUGUGUUGCAUGAUCUACACGUUUUAUGUCCUUAAUCUGUUUUGCUCCAGUUUUCUAUUGCAGAUUGCCAACGUUUAGAUUUGGUAUAUUUUGAAAGUAAAAAAAAAUUGACUGUUUAAAAGAGGAACGCGACUUAUUAAGAUGGGGUAUAUGGUCGUAGAGAAACACACAUCUGAUCUUCUCCAUUUGAAGAGGUCUCCUGGGAUUAGAUCAUGGUCCCUCCUUGUUGGAAUUGCUUCAGUUGGACUAGCAGCAGCCUAUUACAGCGCUGACAGCAUAUUAUGGAAGAUGUUCUAUGGGACUGGCUGUUUUUUUGUGGCUCUACAGAAUAUGGAGGAAUGGGAGGAGGCAGUAUUUGAUAAAUCUAAGAACGAGAUAGAAUUAAAGACGCUUAGUCUCUAUACCAUGAUAUUGACUAUAUGGAAAAGAGGACAUGAGAGAGUGGUGUUAGAUCUGCGACACUUGCGGGACGUGAGUGUUCAGGAGGAGAGGGUGAGGUAUUUGGGGAAGGGUUACCUGUUGGUGCUGCGUCUAGCGACAGGUUUCUCUCACCCUCUUACACAAAGUGCCACGCUGGGCUCACGCAGUGAUGUGGAGGCACUUGCUGCACUUCUGAAGCGCUUCUUGGGUCUUGAAGAGUUACAGCGACAUUUGGCAGAAGAAGAUUAUCCUGAUGAUGACGACAUUGAAGAUCUGGGAUUGGGCGAUAGCAGUGAUUCAAAAGAUGAAGAUGAACAUUAAAAAACCUCAGGGAUAGAUGGAAAAUGGUGGAAGACACUAGGCCUGUCACGAUAACAACUUUUUGUUGUG